Molecule: messenger RNA, 1230 nt
Organism: Helicoverpa armigera (cotton bollworm)
Lineage: Eukaryota; Metazoa; Arthropoda; Insecta; Lepidoptera; Noctuidae
Product: pancreatic triacylglycerol lipase
Exons: 6
Coding region: 309-1208 (299 amino acids)
Biological process (GO): lipid catabolic process
Molecular function (GO): lipase activity
Source: RefSeq, a predicted model, not a curated record
UAUACCUGGUAAAAGUGUAUAACCUGGUUAAGUCAUUAUAAAUUAUUAUUUAUCAAUCAAAUUGCUGGGUUUAGGCGCUAGCAAUUAAGUGAUAAGCCUAUGCUAGUUUAUAAGUAUACAGUCUAGUUUCAUUUGCGUACAAAAUUAGCUUAAUUUUCAAUGGGAAUUAUCCACAGUUUUCUUUAUUCUAAUCAGCUGUUUGGUCGGUUAUGCGUAAAGUUUGGCGCUUCAGUACAGUUUACUGCACAAGGUCUAUAUAUAUGUGUCAGUGAGCCCUUAAACAUAGUUCGAGAAUUGUUAUCGUUAAAAUGGUUUUCAUAGUUUGGCUUUUUUACCUAAUUUCAAUAUGUUUAAUAAGAUCAAGUACAGCAUUAUUCGACUGUAUUGCACCACCAAUGGAGUGUCCAAAUGAAAACAUAACGUUCUGGCUGUAUACAAGAGAAAAUGAAGAUAAUCCACACCAAAUGUUCGCUAUGGACGCGGAUUCCAUAAAGUCAGCCCCAUGGGUUCCUGACGCACCGAUUAAGGUCCUGAUCCACGGCUAUACAGGACAUAAGGAUUUUUCACCCAACCCAGAAAUAAGACCAGUUUACAUGAAAUGCUGCGACUACAACAUAAUAACGGUGGACUACAACCCGAUAGCCCGAGAACCUUGCUACAUAGAAGCGGCUCGUAACACUGAGUUGGUAGGCAUGUGCACCGCCCAACUGAUCGACCAACUAGUCCAACAACAUGGCUUCAAUCUGUCGCAGUUCCAUAUUAUAGGCUUCAGUCUUGGCGGACAAACGGCUGGCUUCAUAGGCGAUUAUGUCAAAUCUGGGAAGUUGGAUAGAAUUACUGGACUAGAUCCUGCAAUGCCAUUGUUUGUCACCACCGACAACAACAAGAAAUUAGACAAAGGAGACGCUAAAUUUGUAGACGUUCUUCAUACGAAUGCUCUGGAGAAGGGAAAAUUGGAAGCCAGCGGACAUAUUGACUUCUAUGCUAAUGGGGGAAUCACACAGCCUGGCUGCAAAGCUACUAAAAAUCAAACAAAAUCAGGCUGUAACCACGCCAGAGCGCCGCAGUACUAUGCAGAGUCCAUAAUUACUGACGUAGGGUUUUAUGGAACCAAGUGCUACUCCUGGAUCAUCUACAUGAUCGGCUGGUGCGAGAUGUUCAACUCUAAGGACGAAGUCAUUUUCGGUGAAUAUGUGCCUCAAAAGUAAGUUUCACACGUUAUACUAAUAU